AUGUCCGCCCAGGCGCAGAUGCGGGCCCUGCUGGACCAGCUCAUGGGCACGGCCCGGGAUGGAGAUGAAACCAGACAGAGGGUGAAGUUUACAGAUGACCGAGUCUGCAAGAGUCACCUUCUGGACUGCUGCCCUCAUGACAUCCUGGCUGGGACGCGCAUGGAUUUAGGAGAAUGUACCAAAAUCCACGACUUGGCCCUCCGAGCAGAUUAUGAAAUCGCAAGUAAAGAAAGGGACCUGUUUUUUGAAUUGGAUGCGAUGGAUCACUUGGAGUCCUUUAUCGCUGAGUGUGAUCGGAGAACUGAACUUGCCAAGAAGCGGCUGGCAGAGACACAGGAGGAGAUCAGUGCAGAGGUUUCUGCGAAGGCAGAAAAAGUACAUGAGUUGAAUGAAGAAAUAGGAAAACUUCUUGCUAAAGCUGAGCAGCUGGGAGCAGAAGGAAAUGUGGAUGAAUCCCAGAAAAUUCUUAUGGAAGUGGAGAAAGUCCGUGCAAAGAAAAAAGAAGCUGAGGAAGAAUACAGAAAUUCCAUGCCUGCAUCCAGUUUUCAGCAGCAGAAGUUGCGUGUCUGUGAAGUCUGCUCAGCCUACCUUGGUCUCCAUGACAAUGACCGUCGACUUGCAGACCACUUUGGGGGCAAAUUGCACUUGGGGUUCAUUCAGAUCCGAGAGAAGCUUGAUCAAUUGAGGAAAACUGUGGCUGAAAAACAGGAGAAGAGAAACCAGGAUCGCUUGAGGAGGAGAGAAGAGAGGGAGCGUGAGGAGCGGCUGAGCAGGAGUUUUAGGUCUGGAUCAAGAACCGGAGAUCGAAGGAGGUCGCGUUCCCGGGACCGGCGUCGGAGGCGGUCAAGAUCCCUCUCCCGAGAACGGCGAAAGCCUUCCCGGUCCCGGUCCCGAGACAGACACCGGCGGCACCGCAGCCGUUCCCGGAGCCACAGCCGUGGCCACCGCCGGAAUUCCAGGGACCGGAGUGCGAAAUACAAGUUCUCCAGAGAGCGGGCAUCGAGGGAGGAGUCCUGGGAGCGAGGUCGGAGUGAGCGUGGGGCCACUGACUGGAGGCUUGAAAGCUCCAAUGGGAAGACGUCGGAGGAGAAGGAGGCUGGAGAGAUCUGA
Molecule: messenger RNA, 1110 nt
Organism: Pipistrellus nathusii (Nathusius's pipistrelle)
Lineage: Eukaryota; Metazoa; Chordata; Mammalia; Chiroptera; Vespertilionidae
Source: the annotation of a GenBank genome assembly